GUGCCCAUCGUGCACCGCGCGAGUAUAGAAUUUGGUUUCCCAUGAGCCUCUCUUUCUCUUUGCCGGUGGAGUUGCCUAUGAGGGAGCUCAUACUGCCGCCAUUAUGAAGGUCGAGUUGUGCAGCUUCAGCGGGUACAAGAUCUACCCGGGUCACGGACGACGCUAUGCGCGUACGGACGGCAAGGUUUUUCAGUUCCUGAAUGCAAAAUGUGAGUCUGCAUUCCUUUCCAAGAGAAACCCCCGUCAAAUCAAUUGGACUGUUCUGUACAGGCGGAAACACAAGAAAGGGCAGUCGGAAGAAGUACAAAAGAAACGUACACGCCGUGCUGUCAAGGGCCAGAGGGCAAUCACAGGUGCUUCUUUGGCUGAAAUAAUGGCCAAGAGAAAUCAGAAGCCUGAAGUGCGUAAGGCCCAAAGGGAGCAGGCAAUUAGGGCUGCCAAGGAAGCAAAGAAGGCCAAGCAGGCAACUAAGAAAACUGUGCCCUCCACAACAAAGGCACCUGCAAAGGCUGCGCCAAAGCAAAAAAUUGUGAAGCCUGUAAAAGUCACUGCUCCUCGUGUUGGUGGAAAACGCUGAUUUGUGUUUUGUUUACACCAAAUAAACAUUUGGCUUAAAACUUG
Varanus komodoensis (Komodo dragon) is the source of this 621-nucleotide messenger RNA. RefSeq names its product ribosomal protein L24 (gene RPL24). The transcript has 6 exons. The coding region runs from base 104 to 577 and encodes 157 amino acids. Gene Ontology annotation, biological process: cytoplasmic translation. Gene Ontology annotation, molecular function: structural constituent of ribosome; mRNA binding. Gene Ontology annotation, cellular component: cytosolic large ribosomal subunit. NCBI's taxonomy places the organism in Eukaryota, Metazoa, Chordata, Lepidosauria, Squamata, Varanidae. The record is from RefSeq and is a predicted model, not a curated record.